Messenger RNA from Rangifer tarandus platyrhynchus (Svalbard reindeer), 1704 nucleotides. Lineage: Eukaryota; Metazoa; Chordata; Mammalia; Artiodactyla; Cervidae. The record is from the annotation of a GenBank genome assembly.
AUGGCUGUGAACUUUGGGGACCAUGCCAGUGGCUUUCGCCACAGCGAUGUAAUCAGGUUCAUCAACAAUGAGGUCAUCAUGAACGGGGGUGGCCCUGAAUUCUACGUGGCCUUCCGCUCGCGACCCUGGAAUGAGGUAGAGGAUCAGCUGCAAAGCGUGGUUUCUGACCCGCGGGUGCCACGCGCCAUCAAGAGGGCCUGUGCCUGGAGCGCGCUGGCAUUGAGCGUGCGUGUGUGCGCAAGGCAGUGGGAGCAGCAGGCGCACCGUAUCAAGUGGCUCCAGGAGCAGGUGGGGGAGCGUGAGGCGGCUUCCUGGGCCCUGGCCAGCGAGCUGAAGCACCUCCGUGAGGAGCAUGAGGAGGUGGCAGUGCAUCUACGAGGCACACGGGUCGCCCUGAAGCAGGUGAUAGAUGAGCGAGAUAUGUUGCGCGGGCGACUGCUCCAGCUCGAGAGAUCGGCCCAGCUAGCACCUGUGGCACAUGAAAUGCUGCCUGGGCCUGGAGCUGAGCAGCUUGGAGCUAUAGCAUGGCCCAUGAAUGUACCAGAGCACAGCAAUAUGGUGGCUCUGGGAGCACAGGGCAUGCCACAUUCAGAGAGUCAGAUGGCAGCCCCGGCAGCUGUGGUUUAUGUCCCGGGACCCCAGAGCUCCUUUGCCCAGGCAAUGCAACCCCUUCCACCAAUGCCGGUGCCACAUCCAUUGCCAUUCCCCACGGGAUUCCCAUAUGUGACACCUUUACCACCUUCAGCAGUUAUGGAAGGGGGAGCAGUCACGGCAGCAGCAGUACCAGUAGCAGUCGCACCCCAGAUGCCUCCUCUGGGGAUCUACCCACCUGGUCAGUGGGCUGCAGUGGGGGCCCAGAAAGAGAUGGCCCCACCAUAUGACCAGAGUUUCUAUGCCCAGGAAUAUUCUGACAACCUCCAGGGGCAAUAUGCCCAGGAGACCUGCAGAAGCCACACCCAAGAGGGAGGUGCUGUCCGAGAGGAAGGUGCUGUGUGUCCCCAGGGGAUGUCCUCCAUGGGGGUCAGCAGAAGCCACAGCCGAGAGGAAGGUGCUGUGUGUCCCCAGGGGAUGUCCUCCAUGGGAGACAGCAGAAGCCACAGCGGAGAGGAAGGUGCUGUGUGUCCCCAGGGGAUGUCCUCCAUGGGGGUCAGCAGAAGCCACAGCCGAGAGGAAGGUGCUGUGUGUCCCCAGGGGAUAUCCUCCAUGGGGGUCAGCAGAAGCCACAGCCAUGAAGAAGGCCAUGUUUGUCCCCAGGGCCCAGCGCCCCAGGGAGACAGCAGGAGCCACAGCCAAGAAGAAGGCCCUGUUUGUCCCCAGGGCCCAGCGCCCCAGGGAGACAGCAGGAGCCACAGCGAGAAGAAAUGUCCAGUGAUGCCCCAGGAGAAGUACUCCAUGGGCAGCAGCAAGAUCCCCAAACAAGAAAGUCCAGGGAGGCCCCAGGGGGCAGGUGCCUCAGGGUCCAGCACAAGUCAUGGUUUGAGAAAAAGCCCAAAGAAACAGGAGCAAAAGGCCAAGCAACCAAAAGAGAAAAAAUCCUCAGAUCUUCAGCAUCAGUGGAAACCUGCUACACACUCCAAUCAAAAUUGUUGGCAGUGCCUGCGUUGUAAAGCAGUGAAUUUUUCAUGGCGCAAGUCCUGCUAUAAAUGCAAGAAAGUCUGCAGGGCAGAUAAGAGUGGAGGCCCGGAUCCAGGACAAGCUCACUGA